GCGCAAAAAAACAGUUUAUUUAAGAUGGCCUACUUGCUGACAUUUACCAUUUUCGCCGCUUUAUUUCUGGCCAGCGUGUUUCUCUAUCGCUAUGGCAACAUUCCACGUCAGCAUAUCCUUGUCACGCUGUCUGUGCUAACAGCCUGGUGUUUUUCAUUUCUCAUCGUAUUCACCAUACCGCUGGAUGUGACAUCGACUCUCUAUCGACAAUGUGUUAUGGAGCACCAACCAAUUGCGUCUACUGACAGCAACGUAACCACAAUUGUAAAUUUAUUAGCAGUGCCGCAAGAGUGCCAAGAGCCUUGGGGCAUGCUUCCGGAGAAUGUGCUACGCAAUUUGUGGCGUAUAAUCUACUGGAGCUCGCAGUUUCUAACCUGGUUGAUUAUGCCUCUGAUGCAGUCGUAUCUAAAGGCAGGAGACUUCACCAUCAAAGGCAAAUUGAAGUCGGCACUUAUUGAGAAUGCAAUUUACUAUGGCUCCUAUCUGUUUAUCUGUGGCGUGCUGCUCAUCUAUAUAGCCGCCAAGGGCAUAUCAUUAGACUGGCAGAAACUAAAGGCAAUCGCCUCGUCGGCCUCUAAUACUUGGGGCUUAUUUCUGCUAGUGCUGCUGCUGGGAUAUGCGCUUGUGGAGGUGCCACGUUCGUUGUGGAACAAUGCUAAGCCGGGAUUUACGUUGCAAUAUGCUUACUUUAAGGCGGCCAAGCUGAGCACGGAUAAGGCAGAGGCAGAGGAGCAUGUGGACGACGUGCUAGAGUCGCUGCAGUGCAUCAGUCGAGCUGUUCCCAAUAAUCACGUGCUGCGUCCCUGCGUGGAGACUAUUCUUCGCAAAGUGCCUAUAGAGCUGCAAGAGCGCGCUAGUCGCAAUUUUGCACGAAGCGGCGGCAAUGGACUGGGUGGCACUACUUCAACCAUUGUGCCCUCGGAGAAAGCGCUGGUGCGCAUACACAAGCAAGUGAUCAAAUCACUGCAAACUCUGCAGCGCACCGAGGCGCUCUGGAGCGUACAGGUGAACGUAGUGCUGCAUUUGGAGGAUGUGGCACGCAAUAUACACUCAGCUGAGCAUCGCUUUAAAACGGAGUUUCCACGUCAACGUUCGCAGUUCGAGAGAAUCUUUUACAGCGCUACCGUGCAAUGGUAUUGGGAGUGCCUGCUGAGGUCGCCUUUUCUUAAAGCUCUCUGCGUACUCACUGCCACCAUGUCGGCAAUGGUGGUUUGGAGUGAGCUUACCUUCUUCAGCAGUCAUCCAGUGCUCUCCAUUUUUGCUAAUGUCAUCAAUGUGGCCAAGCACAGCUACGACUUUUUCACCAUUGAGUUGUUCUCAAUGAUUGUGUUGCUGUAUUUCUUUUACUGCACGUAUUCCACAAUAUUACGCAUACGCUUUUUAAAUCUCUACUAUUUGGCGCCCCAUCAUCAAACCAAUGAACACAGCUUGAUCUUUAGUGGCAUGCUGCUUUGCCGUCUCACACCGCCCAUGUGUCUCAACUUUCUGGGUCUUAUACAUAUGGAUUCUCACAUAAUACAGGAGCGCAUUAUGGAAACGGAUUACACACAAAUUAUGGGUCACAUGGAUGUCAUUGGUAUUAUCUCGAACGGCUUCAAUAUCUACUUCCCCAUGUGCAUGCUGGCCUUUUGUUUAGCUACCUGGUUCAGUCUGGGCAGCCGAGCACUAAAUGCCUUGGGCUUUCAGCAAUUUUUGCAGCAUGAAACGAUUGCCACAGAGUUGGUGCAAGAAGGCAAGGACUUAAUAGCGCGUGAGAAGCGACGACGCCAGCGUGCUGAGGAGGCUAUGAGUAGACGUCGUGACUUCACACGCGGCGAAACGCUUCCAAGCCAAGAUUAUUUGGGUAAAUACCGUAGCACAGGCGGUGCUGGCGGCAACACAGCUGGUUUCAAUGGCAAUCGCACACCGGCUGAUGGAUUGCUUCGGGACGGCGAUGUGGGCUAUGAUUAUGCAGCAGUUUCCUCAUCAUCAGCACUGGGUGUACCACGUUCUUUGUCGGAGGAGAUAAACGAUCGGUUUGGCGUCAGUGCUCAAAUGCAAGUUGGCUUCCGGGUGCCCAACGAGCAAGAGGAGGCAGAAAACGAGAGACGUAUAGUGGGAGCACCGCCAAGAGGACUCUUCGAUGAUGUCUAGAGCUCGAAAGAAGUAUUCUAAUUACAAUUAGUAUACAUAUGUAUCUCUAUAAUAUCUCAACUGUUGUUUUGGUUUAACAUAAUUUUAAUUUAUUCUUUUAAGUCUCGUCGCUGCUGUUCCUGUCACAAAUAAAUAUAUGUACAUGUAUAUGCCUUAGACACAUUGAUGAAAACAAAUAUGUCAGCAAUAAUGCGCAAUAACUCAUGCGAAUU
This is a messenger RNA of Drosophila busckii, 2345 nucleotides long. Its product is annotated as LMBR1 domain-containing protein 2 homolog. The record is from RefSeq and is a predicted model, not a curated record. Gene Ontology annotation, cellular component: membrane. The transcript is spliced from 3 exons. Lineage: Eukaryota; Metazoa; Arthropoda; Insecta; Diptera; Drosophilidae. Bases 25 to 2133 code for a protein of 702 amino acids.